UAGUUCCCACAUCUGAAAACAUGAAAAUGAUGUUGGGGCAAUUCUCCUUUGUUUUGUCUCUGGUCUUAACAUUGGCGCAACAUAGCCAGCCAGCAGUAAACUCAAAACAUCAAGACCAGCCCCAUUACGAUCCUUAUGCAAUGCUCAGUCAGAAAGAACUACCAUAUAGCAUGUCCAUGGAUAAUGUACUCUCAUCUGAUCAAUAUAAAUUUGAAAGAAUGAAUUCCUUUCCUCGUAAAUCUGAUGUGAAUCGUGAGGCCGUUGAUACUGAUAUGGCUCGUCUCUACCAAGAUGACGGCCUCGUCGACCCAUCCCUUGCAAAUGCAGAAUACCGUGGUCCUGCUGUUGGACUUCCACAGUCACUACAGGGAGAUGGUUUAUAUUUAGACCAAAGCCUAGUAAGUUCGCAAAGAGAUCCUCAAAAUAUGUUCGAUGUCGGUGUAGGUUCAGAUUUCCGAUUCCCGAGGGAGUUCGAAACCGGUGUAGGUUCAGAUUUCCGAUUCCCGAGGGAGUUCGAAACCGGUGUAGGUUCAGAUUUCCGAUUCCCGAGGGAGUUCGAAGUCGGUGCAGGUUCAGAUUUCCGACUCCCAGGAAAUGACUUCAUGGAUCAAAAGUUAUUGCUCGCACCGAGUAGGGAUGUUCCACGUCCGUAUACAACCGGAUUCCAACCUAAGACCUUGUAUUCGGAUUCUAAGAGUGCAUUGCCUGGAUUUUCAGAUGAUGAAGGACGUGCCUUAUUAAAUGGGAACAUGUUAUCUCCUGUUUCUGACAGUAUAUCAUUAGAUGGAAGUUUCGCAAAUGUCCACAGACGGGGUCUCGCUCGGUUUCCAUUACAGUCCUUGGAAUCAAGCAACCUACAUGCACCUCUAAGACGCAUGAAUCGAUUGUCACCGAUUUCAUUUAAUAGACUACCUCAUAGCAACGGCUUUCGAGCACGUAAUCCUUUGGUAUAUUCUCCACAGCGAAGAUUUUUGAAAUCCCCGGUAAGUUCAAGGAAUCGAGCAAUUCUGAGACCGAGAAAUAUUGCUCAACUGAGACGAGGAACACCUGUCCAGCGGCUGCAGAGACAUGCUGCCAGGAGAAUCCAAAUUUAUCCAAACCCGGUUCGCAAUAUUAUGGGUCUCUCUCGAAGUAGAUUAUCAAAUCCAUAUAAUCUACGUUCUAUGCAAUUCCCCUUAUCUCGUACAGCAGCCACGUCCUACAGGUUACUACCUGCCAAAACCUCCAAAGUGAUUAAUAAACAACCACCAUAUCAAGAAAUGUCUAAAUUGAGGCUGACACCAAAAAGAUCCACGUUAACUCAACCCAGUAGAGGAGUGCAAUAUACCAAUUUGUUUUAAUAAGUCAAAUUGCAAUAAAUGAAUUCAAAUAUUUCAAA
Ostrea edulis (European flat oyster) is the source of this 1378-nucleotide messenger RNA. RefSeq lists its product as uncharacterized. NCBI's taxonomy places the organism in Eukaryota, Metazoa, Mollusca, Bivalvia, Ostreida, Ostreidae. Bases 21 to 1340 code for a protein of 439 amino acids. The record is from RefSeq and is a predicted model, not a curated record. The transcript is spliced from 2 exons.